AUGAGCAAGAAUUUCGAUUGGCCAGUUGGAAGCAAUGAGGCUAAGGACCGUCUAGGGGAGAGAUUCUCCCAACUCCAUUUGGACACCAAAAUCUCGGCAUCCCAUGCCAAACCAUUAACCAACGCUGACCCAGUAGUGGUCCCUAUCUAUCAUUCCUCAACUUAUCGCUUCAAGACCAUCGCCCAAUUCGACGAGCCCAACCAUGGUUCAAACUUCGUCUACCGUAGAUGCGGAAACCCGACGACGGAAAACGUGGAAGUUGUGAUAAAUGAGAUUGAAGGAGGAGCCGGUUCCCUGCUGUAUAAUUCGGGUCUCGCCGCGAUUAGUGCAGUGUUCUUAGAGUUCUUGGGUGCUGGAGCCCAUUUGAUUUCCAUGAGUCCAAUUUAUAGUGGAACAUCUUCAUUUAUAAAUGAGACUUUGAAACGAUUCGGGGUGGAAGUGACAUUUGUCGAUGUGGAGAAGGAGGCGAAUUUCGCAGAAGCCGUGGAGAAAGCAAUUAAGUCGAAUACCAAGAUGAUUUAUUUCGAGACUAUUGCCAAUCCAACCAUGGCUGUUCCAGAUGUCUUGGGAACGCUAGAAGUGGCAAAGAAGCAUAAGAUCCUCACCUGCAUCGAUGCCACAUUCUCCUCCCCCUACCUCAUCCAACCUCUCAGCCUUGGCGCUGAUAUCAGUCUUCAUAGUUGCUCAAAAUUCAUUGGAGGGCAUACCGAUGUGAUUGCUGGAGUGGUUACCGUAGCUAGCUAUGAUAACUGGAAGAAGCUGAAACUUCAGCAGUUGACUACUGGAAGUUCACUGUCCCCCUACGACGCUGCUCUCCUGACACGUGGCUUGAAAACCCUGGCUCUCCGUGUCGAUAGAAUCUCUGAAAACGCUCAAAAAACUGCCGAAUUCUUGGAGUCACAUCCGAAAGUCUCUCAUGUCUACUACCCCGGAUUGGAAUCUCAUCCACAGCACAGAUAUGCAAAGCAAGUUAUGAACAAGUUCUCUGGAAUGAUUGCUUUUGAUGUUGGAAGUGCUGAAAAUGCGAUUAAGUUGGUGGAGUCCUUGAAACUCAUCAUCCAUGCUGUAUCAUUGGGUGGUACUGAAUCUCUAAUCGAGCAUCCGUUAUCCAUGUCUCAUGGCAAACAACUGCUUCGUGAUUCAGACGGACCUACGGUGGCUCCAGGACUUUUGAGAUUCAGCGUCGGAAUCGAAAACGUUGAGGAUAUCAUUGGAGACUUGAAGCAUGCAUUGGAUCAGUUGUAG
This is a messenger RNA of Caenorhabditis briggsae, 1245 nucleotides long. Gene Ontology annotation, cellular component: cytoplasm. The coding region runs from base 1 to 1245 and encodes 414 amino acids. The transcript is spliced from 8 exons. NCBI's taxonomy places the organism in Eukaryota, Metazoa, Nematoda, Chromadorea, Rhabditida, Rhabditidae. The record is from RefSeq and is a predicted model, not a curated record. Gene Ontology annotation, molecular function: pyridoxal phosphate binding; carbon-sulfur lyase activity. Gene Ontology annotation, biological process: transsulfuration.